AUGACAAUAGACGCAUUGGCCACGCUCGUUAACCCGACCAGCUGUCUGCCUCGCCUCAAAGCCGAACCAGAUGCGGCACAUGUUCACAGCGCUCUCUUACAUCUCUCGCGUCUUUACUCUCCACAGUCGCUCAGCAAGGAUGAGAGGAAUAUCUUGGUCGCUUCUGACGCAGAAUAUGCAGCCUCUUCAUAUCAAGAUGCGCUAGACUCGGCCAAAGUAGAUGGUAGCGAGAGGAGGUAUGCCAUGGACUGGCUCACUCGACUCAUCGCCAGCGGACUUUAUUGGAUUGACGAAGCACGAGACCAUAUUUCCGCCGACGACCUGUUGGAUUUGGCUGGCCGCAUUCUUGGGGGCACCGCGAGUCUUGAGGAGGCUGGAGCCAUUUCGCGCGAGUUCCGUUUUCCUCUCAAGGACCCUAUUCUGUUCUCGGAAGAAGCAGCAACGUUGAUUCCGUCUGCAUUGUCGUCCCAACCCAUAGAGAUCGUUCUUCGCGACGACCCUUUACCACCGUCAAAUACGCAAUCGGAAGCCAACACACAGAGCAGCACAGGUUCGAGUCAAGAUGCGGCUGCUGCUGUCGGAGUCCAGACGUGGGGCGCUUCGAUCGUUGUGAGCGAUGUCCUCGUUCGAUAUCCCGCUCUGUUUCAUCGCGGACUUGCUUCCCAAAGCCACCUCUCCGACCGACGACUUAGGAUUGCUGAACUCGGAGCCGGUACGGGUCUUUUAGGUAUGGUAGCAGCAAGGAUGCUACAGCAAACAAACGGUGCUGCAGACGUUGUUCUGACAGAUUACCACCAGCAAGUGCUCAAGAAUUUAGAACACAACGUGGGGCAAAACUUUGGCUCUGCCGUGCAGCAGAUCGAGCCCCCGAGAAAGGUGUCGGUCAGCGUCGAGCAUCUCGACUGGCUGGAGAUGCAUCACGAGAUACUUCAGGGCGUUGUUGAUAACGAUCGACCCAAGUUUGAUCUCUUGCUCCUGGCAGAUGUCAUCUACGCCCCCGAGCACGCUCUCUGGAUCCGUUCGUCCAUCGAGGCGUUGCUACGAAAGCCUAUCAAUGACCAAGACGAAGCGCUUUCUCCACGUGCACACAUCAUCAUGGCCGUUCGUGGCACAGGCAAGUUUGAGGGACUCUUUCAAACAGUUGAAGAUGCCUUUAAGCCGCGUGUUCAGGCAAGUGCGCUUCCCUCGCUGAGUGACAGUUGCACAGAUACCCCGAUGGACACCAUGCCUGGAACACCCGCGCUAGCGCCUGAGUUUGCAACAGCUAUGAACUCAAAAGCCACUGCUCAGCAUAGUCAUGAACUGCACAUCCGAAUGAGCGCUUUUUCGCUGCAGCAGCCGCGCGCAUCGAUGGAGCGUUCAGAGCUUACGAUUCUCAAGCGACGCAAGUUGGACAAGCGCGCUAGCGUCGGCAGAGACGAUGAGCAAGAGUACCUUUGGUUCGAGAUCGGCUGGUCGCCUUGCAUCUCGACCUGCAACACCUAG
Mycosarcoma maydis (corn smut) is the source of this 1485-nucleotide messenger RNA. RefSeq lists its product as uncharacterized. The transcript has a single exon. The record is from RefSeq and is a predicted model, not a curated record. NCBI's taxonomy places the organism in Eukaryota, Fungi, Basidiomycota, Ustilaginomycetes, Ustilaginales. Bases 1 to 1485 code for a protein of 494 amino acids.